Thlaspi arvense is the source of this 1560-nucleotide messenger RNA. Lineage: Eukaryota; Viridiplantae; Streptophyta; Magnoliopsida; Brassicales; Brassicaceae. The record is from the annotation of a GenBank genome assembly.
AUGAGUUAUCCUCUCGUUAUAUUGUUGGCCAUGGGUCUUGAAGUUGGCUCUUUCAGCUUCAAACUCAAAGACGGAGGCUGCACAUCAAGAACCAAGAGUUUCAAUACCAAAACCCAGAAACCUCCCAAGAUUGGUCGGAGUCGUACUAUGGAGCGGUCGUUGAGUUUCAACAGCUGGGAGAUUCCCAAAGAGACCAAGGCUGACUCAGAUUUUGAGGUCGUGGAGACGAAGAAGUCAACUCCUAACACUUUGAAUGGAAGAAACUGUGAGAGAAUCCAAAUAACGAAACCCACAGUUACUCCCCCUGUGCCUUUUGUGUUCUUCUCCCCUAGACCGGUCACCGAGCUUGAUGCAGCUGCAACUACGCUACAAAAGGUUUACAAGAGUUACCGGACCAGAAGGAACUUAGCAGAUUGCGCUGUCCUUGUUGAGGAGCUCUGGUGGAAGACUCUGGAUGGUGCAGCUCUUGACCUGAGCUCUGUCUCGUUCUUUGAAAAACAGAAACAUGAGCCUGCUGUUUCGAAAUGGGCACGAGCUAAAAAACGAGCCGCUAAGAUUGACCCACGUCAUCGUUAUGGCCACAACUUGCACUUCUAUUAUGACGUCUGGUCAGCGAGCAAGAGCUCACAGCCAUUCUUUUACUGGUUAGCCUUGCAUCCAAAAACCCAUCUUAUAGAUCUUCCUGCGUUUGAAUCUGUUCUAAACUCUGUUUCCCUUCCAUUUGAAACUAAAAGGUUGGAUAUAGGAGACGGUAAAGAUGUGAAUCUUGAAAAACACCCGAGAAGUGUUCUGCAAAAACAAUGCAUCAGUUAUCUCGGACCAGUGAGUUGUUUUACCCUCAGGAUCGACGAUACUAUGGAGAGAGAAGCAUAUGAAGUGAUAGUGGAAGAUGGGAAGUUAUUGUACAAACAGAGCAUGACUCUGAUCACUUCAACGGAGGAAGCAAAGUCUAUUUUUGUACUUAGCACUACGAGAACCUUAUAUGUGGGGAACAAAAAGAAAGGCGCUUUCCAGCACUCGAGUUUCUUAUCUGGAGGCGCCACAACCGCUGCAGGAAGAUUGGUCGCACGCGAUGGGAUACUUGAGGCUAUAUGGCCGUAUAGUGGACACUAUCUCCCAACAGAAGAAAACUUUAAGGAGUUCAUAAGUUUCUUAGAGGAGCACAACGUUGAUCUCACCAAUGUUAAGAGAUGUGCUGUGAAUGAGGAAUACUCGUCGUUCAAAUCAACUGCAGACGAAGAAGAGGAGCCAAAGGAGGAAGUCUCAGAAGAAGUUGAGAUGCCUUCAGAGCAAGAAGAGAGGGAAGCAAGGCCGGUGUUUGAUUCUUCCAAGAGACUGUCUUGUAAAUGGUCAAGUGGAGUUGGUCCAAGAAUUGGGUGCGUUAGAGAUUACCCAAUGGAGCUACAGGCACAAGCACUGGAGCAAGUCAGUCUCUCGCCUCGGGUUUCGCCAGCUAAUUCUUACGGACCCAUUCCAUCUCCAAGGCCGAGUCCUAGAGUGAGGGUUUCCCCACGGUUAGCAUAUAUGGGAAUUCCAAGCCCUAGAGCUGUUAAAUGCUAA